Molecule: messenger RNA, 1221 nt
Organism: Paramecium sonneborni
Lineage: Eukaryota; Ciliophora; Oligohymenophorea; Peniculida; Parameciidae
Source: the annotation of a GenBank genome assembly
AUGUUUAUAUUUUUAUUACCACUUUUAGGAUAUAGCUUCAUUUCAUUAUAACUUAAUAAUCUUUUGAUGGAAACAAAAGGAAAAAGCUUGGGAUUAAUAACAAAUCCAACAGGAGUUGAUGAUGAUUUGGUAAUGGUUACUGAUAAAAUAUCAAAAUACUCAGACAUCAAGAAGUUUUUCUCACCUGAGCAUGGAUUGAGAGGAGAAUAAUAGGCAGGAGUGUAAAUAAAAGAUUAUAUUGACCCAGUUACUGGAAUGUAAAAUAUAAUAAUAAUUAAAUAGAUAGGUAAUUUCCUUGUAUGGUAGCAAAAGAGCACCAACAUUAGAGGAUUUGAAUGAUAUUGAUGUUUUAGUUUAUUAUAUUCGAGAUGUAGGAACUAGAUUUUAUACAUACAUUUGGACGAUGACGUAUUGUAUGGAAGCAGCCCAAAAAGCAGGAAUUCAAUUUAUUGUUGUAGAUGUUCCAAAUCCUUUAGGAAGAAAGAUAGAAGGAUGUAGAAAUGAAAUGGAUGCAGGAUUAGUUGGACGCAAGUUUGGAUCAAAUUUAGGAUUACCUUAAAGAUAUGGAUUAACAGUUGGAGAAUUAGCAACAUUUAUCAAUAAGGAAUGGCUUUCAAAUCCUGUUAAUUUAAAAAUUAUACCUUACCUUACAAAUCAAUAUCAAUGGGUAUUAAAUUAUAAUAAAAGAGAUUCUACCAUCUCCUAAUAUGCCAACCAUUGAAACAGCUACUGUUUACCCUGGUUUUGGAAUUUUUGAAGGAACUGAUUUAAGUGAAGGAAGAGGCACUACGUAUAUUUAAUAAAUAGUUAGACAUCCAUUCGAAAUUAUUGGUUCUCCAUUAAUUACGCAACCAGAAGAAUUAGCAAAAACAUUGAAUGCCAGAAAAUUAACUUCAGUAAUAUUUAGACCUGUUUAUUUUUCACCAACAUUUUCUAAACAUAAAGAUGUAAUUUGUGGAGGAGUUUAAAUACAUGUUUUAGAUAAAAAUUCAUUUAAUCCUGUAUUAACAGCCUUUGUCACAUUAGAUGAAAUUUAUAAAGUGAUUCCUAUAAAAUUCAAUUUAAUGAUUGACUAUGAAAGUGGUAUUUCAGGAUUUGCAGAAUUGCUUAAAACAACUACUGCUGAAAAAAUAUAUUAACAAUGUUAAAAUAAUACAAAAGCCUUUUACGAUUCAGUGCAACGUUAUUACAUAUAUUGAUAAUUAUGUUAUAUUAUUCAAG